Messenger RNA from Scleropages formosus (Asian bonytongue), 1161 nucleotides. RefSeq names its product transmembrane protein 208 (gene tmem208). The record is from RefSeq and is a predicted model, not a curated record. NCBI's taxonomy places the organism in Eukaryota, Metazoa, Chordata, Actinopteri, Osteoglossiformes, Osteoglossidae. Gene Ontology annotation, biological process: vacuolar protein processing. Gene Ontology annotation, cellular component: intracellular membrane-bounded organelle. The transcript has 6 exons. Bases 156 to 674 code for a protein of 172 amino acids.
CGGAUACGCAUCCUGUGUAAAUGCUGAUGUGUUACUGCGGUUGAGUCGAUGUAUUAGGUUCGGGGUGAAAUAAAGCUGUAGAGGUUGAUGUGAACAGGAAUACAAGCUGUUUGGUAGGCGCGACUGUAUCAUAUUACUGGUGCAAAACAAAAAAUAUGGCGCCCAAAGGAAAAGUUGGCACAAAGGGCAAGAAGCAAAUAUAUGAGGAGAAUGCUGCAACACUUAAGUUUUACACAAGAGUUAUUCUUGGAGCGAAUGUCAUAUUUGCUGCUGUAAACCUUCUUUUCUACAGUUCUUCAACCGUUUGGACAUGGCUCUUGUUGGUGUUUGCUCUGGUGGUUUACAUGGGGAGUUAUCGGUCCAUGUCUGCUAUGGCAAGGCCCACUUUUGCAGAAGAUGGAAGCCUACUUGAUGGUGGAAUAGAUCUGAACAUGGAGCAAGGGAUGGCAGAGCACCUGAAAGAUGUCAUUUUGCUCACUGCCAUCGUGCAGGUCCUCAGCACCAUAUCAUCCUACUUCUGGUACCUCUGGCUUCUGGCUCCAUUGCGAGCUUUGUAUUUGCUUUGGGUCAACUUUCUGGGACCCUGGUUUACAGCUCAGACCCCAGCUGCCACUGAGGAGGUGAAUGAAAAGAAACAGAGAAGACAGGAGCGAAGACAAAUGAAGAAAUUUUAAUUUGGCAGAGGUAAUGGAGUAUUAAAGAUUUUUUUUAUUUUAAUCAUUUGCAAAGAAGUUUUGUGGAAUUUUCUUGGGCUGGAGAUAGGGGCACAGAGGUGGAAAAUAGCAAACAUUUCAAAUUGUUACUAAUGAAAAGAUGAUUUAAUAAAAGCAGCCCCCCCGUACCGAUCUUUUUCAGUGACGACGAGAUUAAAGUGUCAGAUGAAGGUUACUCUUCAAGCAUGUCAGCUCACCAUUACUUGUCUGGCCAUUUCUUGUCUAAAAAAAAGCUGGGGUACUGCCUGAAAAUGUCCAGUCUUGGUUAUGUUAACUUGGUAUUGGAGCAAUGUCAGAAUGUUGAACAUUUUUCUGUUUGUAUAUUUGAGUAUCUGUAUGCAUUAAAAACAAUAUUUUGCACCAAGAACUUUUUAAAAAUAGGCUGUUUUGGAAAAAUGCCAUUGAAAAUGAAUAGACUUGAGGAAAAAAAUCUGUAUUAAAGUGCAAG